AUGGACGGCGAAGAUGAACUUGUGAGUUCCAUGCCAGUACGAUAUUCGAAUAAAUUAUCCCUGCAUGUCCAUCAAUUCCCGCUCCUCACUCGACCUCUACAAGUGCCUCCCUCUGCAGCAGCCAGUGGAAAGCGUAUAGCCGCGCGAAUCAAGCCAAAGGUACGGAAAUUGGAAGUACAUGUCCCAGCAGAUACACGCCCGGAGGUUUGGAACCAUCAAAGAGGUUACGAUCUUGGGGCAGCCCAACUCGCAGACGACCGCGAGAAAAACCAGGAACAGAAGAGGGAAAGAGAUGAAGAAUCACGUUUGACAGAUGUUCGGAUGAGGAGUGAACAAAUUGCCCAGAAAGGCGUUUAUCUUCUUGGUAUAGUUCGAGAUGGCGAACUACACUUACACCCCAUCUCGGAGACCCACCAAUUUCGACCUACUUUGACGUACCUGGAUGUGCUGUCUCGAAAACACCGACAUCAUGCAGCUGACUCUGAUUCCGACUCUGACGGUGGUCCUCCGCCAGACCCUGAUGAACCGCCACCCGUUGUAGUAAAAAAAGAGAAGAAGCCCACCGUCGGUGAGACGAGAGAGGUACAUGUUUCGGCACGGAAAAUGGCAGAUGAUAAAACUGGACAACUUGCUCAACUGUCUACAGUACGAAGGGAAAUGUUGGCAGCAAUUCGGGCAGAUGAGGAUGAGGCAUGGCAGAACUUGGAAUACUUGGAUGCGACCACGAUGGAAUCGGAAGAAGCUUUUGAAAACCUUUUCUCGCAAAAUAGGGAGGAACUGACUUGUACCUCGGACAUGACUUCAUUUUUGAGAACCAUAGACGGGUUGUGA
This is a messenger RNA of Marasmius oreades (fairy-ring Marasmius), 831 nucleotides long. RefSeq lists its product as uncharacterized. The record is from RefSeq and is a predicted model, not a curated record. Gene Ontology annotation, biological process: DNA-templated transcription. Bases 1 to 831 code for a protein of 276 amino acids. NCBI's taxonomy places the organism in Eukaryota, Fungi, Basidiomycota, Agaricomycetes, Agaricales, Marasmiaceae. Gene Ontology annotation, cellular component: RNA polymerase III complex; nucleus. The transcript has 3 exons.